AUGAACGGCGCACUUCUUACAGCAAGUCUUUGCCUGCUCUGGGCCUCAAUGGUUUCCUGCAACAGGCUGGUGUGUUACUACAACAGCGAAGCAGCCACCAGAGGCCCUGGCGGCCAGUUACUCCCAGCAAACAUUGAUCCAAAUCUGUGCACCCACAUCAUUUUUGGUUUUGCCUCCGUUGAUAACACAAAAGAACUCGUUCCUACUCAGGCCUCGGACACAACCCUCUAUACAGCAUUGAACAGCCUUAAAUCCAGCAACGCACAAUUAAAGACUCUGCUGGCUGUAGGCGGCCCGGGCUUUGACAGUCAAAAGUUCCAUUCAAUGGUGGCCUCGUCCAACAGCAGAAGUAGAUUCAUCGCUUCAGCCAUUUCACUUCUUCAAACCUAUAACUUUGAUGGACUUAACCUGGACUGGCGCUAUCCUGGAGACGCAACCAAGCAGGACAAGAAUCGAUUCGUUUCUCUCUGUCAGGAACUCAGAACUGCUUUUAAUGCAGCCUCUCCACGUCUGCUCCUCUCUGCCAGUGUGUCUGCUGAAAAGACUAUGAUUGUCAACAGUUAUCCAACUCCUGUCGCCUUGGCCAAUGCACUGGAUUUCAUCAAUGUUUUGACAUUUGGCUUUCAUGAUCCAUCAUCAGCAGUAACAGCACAUCACAGUCCUCUGGGGGCACUGUCCUCAAAUGCUGCAGAUACUAAGACCACGGAAUAUGCAAUGAACUACUGGGCCUCAGAUCUCGGGGUCCCAGCAGCAAAGCUCAACAUGGGGAUAGCAGCGUAUGGAGUGGCCUUUAACCUCACUGACCCCAGUGUGAGUGGACCUGGGGCCGCUACGUCUGGUCCUGCAGAGGAGGGCUGCUUUGGGGGCCCGCCUGGGAUCUGGUCCAAUUAUGAGAUUUGCCUCUACACUGAUGGAGCAACUGGGCAGUGGAUCGCAGACCAGAGCGUUCCGUACGCAGUCGAAGAAGGACAAUGGGUUGGUUUUGACAACACUGCCAGUAUUGAUGAUAAGGUUACACACAUCACCACUAAGGGCUAUGGGGGAGCGGUUGUGUGGAGCCUGGACCUGGAUGACUUCACCGGAAGGUUUUGUAAAGAUGGAAAUAACCCCUUCAUAAGCCACCUGAAAGACCAACUAGAUGCUGCGUCCACACCCAAUGCAGGAAGUGUCUGCAGUGGAGGGAGUGGACGCUUCCCAAACCCGGCGGACGAGACCACCUUUUAUAGCUUCUCUUGCAAUAAUCUGGUGUGUUACUACAACCGAGAAGCCGCCACCAGAGGCUUCACUCCGGCCAACAUUGAUCCAGGUCUGUGCACCCACAUCGUCUUCGGUUUCGCAGCUGUCAACAACCAAAAUGAACUCACAGCCACCGCACCUACAGACACGGCGCUGUUUACAGAACUGAACAACCUCAAAAACAGUAACGCAAACCUGAAAACUCUGCUCGCUGUUGGUGGCCCUGCCUUUGACAAUCAGAAGUUUUCAUCCAUGGUGGCCUCUUCCAAAACCAGAAGUUCAUUCAUCACUUCAGUUAUUACCUUUCUUCAGAGCAAUGGGUUUCAUGGACUGAACCUGGACUGGCGCUAUCCUGGGGAUGCAAACAGCCAGCCACGGGACAAGGAUCGAUUCACAAGCCUUUGUCAGGAGCUCCAAACCGCAUUUAAAGCUGAAUCACCAACGUUGAUACUCUCUGCCAGUGUGUCUGCAGACAAGGCACUGAUUGAUGAUAGUUAUGAAGUCGCAUUGAUUGCUGCGUAA
Molecule: messenger RNA, 1758 nt
Organism: Knipowitschia caucasica
Lineage: Eukaryota; Metazoa; Chordata; Actinopteri; Gobiiformes; Gobiidae
Source: the annotation of a GenBank genome assembly